UCGACUGAGUUUGAGCGAUUUCACAAAAACGUUUAGAGACUUACACCAAAAUACUUGCAGCUGUAUCUGGUAGAAAGGAAGGCUGAAUACAAAUCUAGAUCACACUAUUCAGAUCUCCAUUUGUUUGAAAAUGUUUUUUUUUUUCUACAAUCGUGCACUUUUUCAUCUUUGUCCCAUAAAAUCCCAACAAUUAAAGGUUGCAGCAUAACAAAAUGUGAUCCAGGGACUCUGAAACGGCUCAUCUGAAAAAUGCCUCUAUCUGGACGUAUCUGGUAAUAAAACUGGGACUGGAUUAGUUCAUCCAUGCAAAAAUAAUAUCCCUAAUAUCUACUUCAGCAAAGUGCCAGGCUACGUUCACACAUGAAAAUCAACUCAGUCAAAAUUCAAACAUGUUUCUUAUUAUAGCCUGAGCUUUGAAUAUUCCACUUUUACCUCCAGGUGAAAUAUGUUAACAUAAUGUGCCCCGAGAAACUAAAUAGCUGGUAUGCUAAUUGUUUUUGAUCCAAAGAUAAGUCGUACACUGUGGACAUUGUUCAGUGAAGCGGAGCCAUGUUUUUGUCACAUGAAGCAGGUGGAGGUUCACUCUGCAUAUGAAUCAGGUUCCAGCUUUCGCUUCUGCAUUUCUUCUCCUUCUCACGCUGGAGGCAGAUGCUCUUACAAAUGACAUGCAAAUGCAUCAAGUCCUGUAGAAAAAAGGAGAAGCUGAAACCAUAAUUUAAAAAAUAAAAAACAACAAAAAGAACAGAAACGAUCACGGAUCUGACUUCCUGAGGAAAAGUUUUAGGCCAAUAUUAGUUUCAGUUCAAGCAGUUUUAAACUCCACAAUGAGGAUAUAUUUUACAACUAUUGUCUGGUUGCUGACAGUCAGGGGAAGUUUACCUUUAGAAGUGAAGAAUAAUGGAGCGCCCCUCAACACCCCUUGCAAAAGUGCAUCAGUGGACCAAACAGCAUACACUGGAGAUUCUGUUUCCUUCACCUGCAAAUAUUCACAAGACGAUAAAAACAGCAUCAGAAACUUCUGCAGACUCGACGGAAACAACGGCUGCGCGAAUAUAAUUUCAGCUCAGCUUUCAAACUACACAAAACUGGCAAAGAUUUCCCUCAGCGAUGAUAAGCAGCGAGGAUUGUACAAGGUGGACAUCUCCAUGGUGACUCAGCAGGAUUCGGGCAAAUACUGGUGUGCCUUGAAAAAAGAUGAUUUCCUCACUUGUUUGCAGGAAGUCGUCCUCCAUGUUCUGAACCCGGUUACAGUCCAGACCUAUCCAGAAAAGGGAGAGUCACCACUACCACCACUGCUAGUGAAGAUUAGGUCCAACAGGGAUUCUGAUCAUGGUUCUGAUUGUGAUUCUGACUCUGGUUGUGACGAUGAAAAAGUAACCCAAAGACCAAAAACAGGAAUGAUUGCUGGUAUUGUCUGUGGUGUCGUGGUCGUGGUGGUGCUUGCGAUUGUCUUAAUACUGUGCAGACGGAAACUCUGCAACAGACAAGGGGAAACAUCAGAGCAGAAGAUAAACAUAAUACAAAGUGCAGAGAGAAACGAUAGAGAUCACCAAUAUGAAGAGAUACAGAUGCAGAACAAACAAGCAAACACAGUCUGCACUCUGUAUUCUACAGUGAACCCACUUGCAGACCAGCUGCACUACGCCAGCGUCAAUAUCCAGGGCGGAGAUCCCACCACUGGUAGUGAUCAAAAUGCCUCUGCACAUCCUCCAGCAGAGACCACGCUCUACUCUACCGUCACAAAGCCUGGAGAAUAGAGCAGCCAAACUUCCUGCGUGUCUUUUCUGAAACAUGUUGUAGAGAAUUUGAUCUUUUUCUUGGUACUUAACAGUGGCGGCUACAAGGGGGGGGGGGGGGCAGAGGGAGGGACCACUGAGAAAUGCUGGCCACCACAGUGGUGCCCCCGAGAAAUUUAUUUCAUGUCAUAUCUUCUUCAGUGAAGACAUGAAUGUAAACAGGCAAAGUAAAUAAAUAAAUGAAAUUCUAUAUUUUUUGUAGCUGUGACGCCCUAAUAUGGGCAUCCUAUGAGAAUUUUCAGGCGCGCCACUGAGACACAGAGAAAGGGCGGUUCAAACCGCUGCAGGGAUUUUAAAGAAGGAAUGUCUCGAAGUCAGGAAACCUUUUGAUUUCUUUUACUCCAAACCCAAUAGAGAAGCUGCCAGGAGCAUCAGCUGCAGCCACCUGCAAGGGGCGGAGAAUUGAGAGGAGGGCGAAUCCUUAACUCUGUCCAGCUGAACCUGAAACCUAUGGUGUUACUGCAGCCUGAGGUGUUAGUGAACUAUGGGAAAUGUAGGCUGCCACUGGAAUGGACGUGCUGAUUCUUUGUUUUGUUUGCUUGUGAAUAAGUGUAACUCUGCAGCUGUGUAGUCGGAACUGUAUUUGGAGUUUUUAUUUUACUAAUUUCAUGCAUUAAUGUCUAUUCUUUGGCUUUUUAGACUUGAUUUUAGAUAUCUUGUUUGACUUUGAUCAAAUAUUGUAUCAGUAUUAAAAGCUAACUUUCCUUCAGAAAUAUUUUUUCCAUUGUUUGACAUGUAUUCUGAACCUGAGUUUCAUAAAUCACAAUGAAUUACAACUUUAAAAGAAUGUUAGUAAUAAUUUGAUUUCCCAGGACAUAUAUUCUUAACAAGGCUGAAGUCACAACCUUCCAUAAUAAAUUACACAAAAUUUGCAACAUAAUGUUAAUGUGUGACACUGUGAGUUGGGAGGGGUUUUUUAAAAAUUGAUUUUAUUUUAGAUUUCCCACAAUGUUUGGGAUAAU
This is a messenger RNA of Xiphophorus maculatus (southern platyfish), 2758 nucleotides long. RefSeq names its product CMRF35-like molecule 8. Gene Ontology annotation, cellular component: cell surface. NCBI's taxonomy places the organism in Eukaryota, Metazoa, Chordata, Actinopteri, Cyprinodontiformes, Poeciliidae. Gene Ontology annotation, molecular function: signaling receptor activity. The record is from RefSeq and is a predicted model, not a curated record. Bases 825 to 1757 code for a protein of 310 amino acids. The transcript is spliced from 8 exons.